GCUGUCACACGUGCGGCGGUUUAUAUACCUGCAGAUUUUUAAAACAAAAAUAACAUUAAAAUGGACGAUAAGACUGUAGUUGAGACUGUUUGUAGCCACCAACACGAUGACCAGCCCAUACUGCUUAAAUUUCAGAAUGGCAGUCUAGGCGGCACCGCGGACUUCACUCUCGUGGAGAGCAAAAAGGAUAAGCGGAAGCGUGCUGCAGUCGUGGCCGGCGAACAGUUGUACACUGGCGAACUGCAGGAUAGCCAGCAGUUUGACACGUACAUCUGCUUGCGUAACAAAAGCACCAACAAGGUGCAAGUCAUUCCCGUGCAGCAGGCGCUGCUGUCCAACAACGUCUACCAGAAGCUGGCGAAGAAGGAGAAGGAAAAGGUGCUGCCAAUGCUGACCAAGGAGCAUGCGGCCAAGAAGCUGCUCAAGGAGUUUGGCGGCCGCAAGGCCUCUCGCCUCGUGGACAAUCGCGAAAAGAUGAUGGUUAAUGUGGAGGUGGUGCGCCAGGACCUAGACGAAACGGUGCAGGGCGGUGGACAGAACGAGGACGAAGAGGACGACGUCACACUGGCGGACGUGAACACCAGCAACGAGGAGUACUUGGCCAGCAUAGUGCCCAAGUUCGACAAAACAGCCACAAAGAUCAGUGAUGUCUUCGACGUGGAGGAUGUGGUGCCGGCCAACCUGCUGCAGAUGCUUGAAGAGGAGGCCAAGGUGGUGUACGCCACGCCGCUGGAGGAGCUGCCCAUUGAGUCUGAGUAUCUGCGCGGUUGCCUGAAGGCAAUUCAGGACAAAGAGAUAACCUCAAAGCAGGACUUUCUGAACAUCAAGCUGAUCAUCUACAUGGACGCACUGCAGUCGCUGAUAGCACUGCGCUCGCGCCAAAUGAAGCGCGUGGAGCUGUCGCGCAUCACGGAGAAGAUCGAGAAUGACAUACGGCACCGCUUCGAGGAUCCCAAUGUGGCGAAGAGCUGCACGCGCACCAACUACAGCACGGAGAAGGCGCUCACCCACUUCAUUGUGCUGGCCCUGCUCAUCAACGACAAGCACGAGGUCGAUGUGAAUGUGCUCUCCCGCACGCUGCGCACCACCAAGGAGCGCAUCAAGUCCUACGCCCACAUUGUCAAUGCCCGACCCAAGGCCCGCUCCGAUGUGCUCACUCUGCGCCUGCCCAGCACCGUGCCGGCCCUGGCAAAAUCCCGACGCUUUCAACGCAAGAAGUAGGACGGACACCCUGUUUGGCAUCGAUUAAACAACUUCUAGGUGGCCGAACCGCUCAAGGUCGUCACAAUAAAGUUUAUUUUUACAUUA
Messenger RNA from Drosophila subobscura, 1308 nucleotides. RefSeq lists its product as uncharacterized. The transcript has 3 exons. The record is from RefSeq and is a predicted model, not a curated record. Gene Ontology annotation, biological process: RNA polymerase I preinitiation complex assembly; transcription elongation by RNA polymerase I; nucleolar large rRNA transcription by RNA polymerase I. The coding region runs from base 61 to 1221 and encodes 386 amino acids. Gene Ontology annotation, cellular component: RNA polymerase I complex. Lineage: Eukaryota; Metazoa; Arthropoda; Insecta; Diptera; Drosophilidae. Gene Ontology annotation, molecular function: DNA binding.